Molecule: messenger RNA, 1853 nt
Organism: Cuscuta campestris
Lineage: Eukaryota; Viridiplantae; Streptophyta; Magnoliopsida; Solanales; Convolvulaceae
Source: the annotation of a GenBank genome assembly
CCACCACCGCCCCAACCGUCGCCCCAGCCUCCUCCAUAUCUGCAAGUAAAUCAAAAUCCUCCCUCAACCGUAGAUCUACAAGGAGAUGAUAUCAAAUCACCGCACGUAGAUCUAAUCGGAAAUAAGAAGAAUAAGAAAAAGGAGGGGAAGGGAGAGAGAAAAUGAUGGCCAGAUCUGGCCGAGAAAGGAAAGGAGAGAAAGAAGAAAAAGAAGAAAAAGAGGGGGAGUAAGAGUGGCGUGUUUUUGCUGAGAAAAGAAGGAAAAGGAGAGGAAGAAGAAAUGAAGAAGAAGAUAAUUGGGAGAAGAAAAAUAGAAGGGGGAGGGGGAAGAGAGAAAGAACGAGAGAGAAGAAAAAGAAAGGGACUGGCCAGGUCUGCGAGAAAAAGGGGGGAGAAGAAAAAAGAAAAGAGGAAGAAAGAAAGCAAUAGAAGAAGGGGUAUUUUAGGAAGAGUGAGUAUGAAAACGUAGAAUGGGAACUUAAUUUCCGGACUGAGAAAAACGUAGGGAACUUUAAUUCCUGAGCCUUAGUCCUAAAUAGUUUUGCUCUCUAUCUCCCGCUUAACACCUGCUUCUCAAAAGAUCAGACAUCCGGUUUUCAAAAUUAGCUUCAGGCUUCGAAUUUCGCAGUUUCUGUUUCAAGUUCCCAGUUGGUGGUGCUUUACUGUACUCGGUUGUUUUAUUUCGGGCUAUGGAGCCAGUAGAGUUGACGGAGCAGGAAACUGCCAUCUACGAUCGCCAGAUUAGGGUUUGGGGUGUUGAUGCUCAAAGACGACUUAGCAAAGCUCAUGUAUUUGUCAGUGGACUCAAAGGGACUGCAGUUGAGUUUUGCAAAAAUAUUGUUUUAGCUGGAGUAGGUUCUUUGACCUUGAACGAUGAUCGUAUGGUGAUUGAUGAAUUACUCUCUGCCAAUUUUUUAAUCCCUCCGGAUGAAAAUGUGUUUAUUGGAAAAUCUGUUGCUGAGCUUUGUUGUGAUUCGUUGAAAGAAUUCAACCCCAUGGUUCAUGUUUCUGUCCAGAAAGGCUAUUUGUCAAGUUUCGACACUGAUUUCUUUGAUAAGUUUGAUGUUGUUGUCAUCAGUCACUGCUCUCUUUCAACCAAGAAAUCUGUAAAUGCAAAGUGUCGAAAGUUGUCAAAGCACAUUUCUUUUUAUACAGUGGAUGUUAGAGAUUCUUGUGGCGAGAUUUUUGUUGACUUGCAGAACUACACAUAUUCUAAGAAGCAAUCUGAAGAAAUGACAGAAUGCCAAAUUAAUUAUCCAAGCUUUGAGGAAGCUAUUAAUGUCCCAUGGGCAGAUUUACCAAAGAGAACAUCAAAGCUAUAUUUUGCUAUGAGAGUCAUAGAAAGGUUUGAGGAGCGUGAAGGACAUGAACCUGGAAAGACUUUUAAUGCUGCUGACCUUCUUACAGUGCAGAAAUUGAGGAAGGAACUAUGUGAUGCUCAGGGGUUAAAUGAAUCUCAAAUACCUGAUAAUCUUCUGCGACGGUUGUUAAAGGGCACAGAAGAGUUUCCUCCAGUUUGUGCCAUCAUUGGAGGAAUUCUUGGACAGGAGGUGAUUAAAGCCAUAUCUGGCAAAGGCGAUCCAGUCAAGAAUUUCUUCUUCUUUGAUGCUAUGGAUGGCAAAGGCAUAAUAGAAGAUAUAUCUGGCGUCAAAACAAGUACUGGAGACUUGCCGAGUCAGAACAUUGAGAUUCUCUAGGCAUGGUGCGUAUUCUAACUCAUUAGUUGUAUGGGUAAAUUACAUUUGAGAUUAUGCUUCACUGGUAAUGUUUGUUUGCAUAACCAUUUACCUGAUAUGAGGAUGACAUUAUCUCUUUUCUAUUGGCUUAAAUUGGCAAUGAAUUCCGUUCUUACCC